AUGGAAAAUCUGUUGGUGACAACUGUCAAGGUCAGCAAUCUCUCCUUGGGGGCUUCUGAGCGUGAUGUGAAAGAGUUUUUCUCGUUUUCUGGCGAUAUUGAAUAUGUGGAGAUGCGAAGUGAUACUGAACGGUCUCAGAUUGCAUUUGUUACCUUCAAAGAUGCACAGGGAGCAGAGACCGCAGUUCUUCUCUCGGCAUCGAGCAAGAAACCCGAGUCGGCCAUCCAAAAGGCAGAAGACGUGGUGAGCAGCAUGCUCGCCAAGGGCUUCAUUCUCGGAAAAGACGCCGUGAACCGAGCAAAGUCCUUGGACGAGCGGCACGGGCUGACCUCCACGGCCAGCGCCAAAGUCUCUUCACUCGACAAGAAAAUCGGCUUAACCGAGAAGAUCUCGAUUGGGACCUCCAUCGUGAACGAUAAAGUCCGUGAGGUGGACUCGAGGCUGCACGUGACCGAGAAGGCCAGGUCAGCGCUGGCGGCCGCUGAGCUGGCGGGUUCGGCCAUCAUGAAGAACAGGUACGUGCUGACAGGGACCACGUGGGUUGCGGGUGCCUUGAGCAAGGUGAGUCAGGCGGCUGGGGAGGUGGGACAGAGGACUAAGGAGAAAGUCGUGGUGGCUGAGGACGAGCAGAGGAGGAAGAUGGUCGAUGACUUUGCGCAGGUUCACCUUUCCGAGUCUCCUAAAGGGUCCGACUCGGACGAGUCCAAGCCGGCCCCAGUUCAAGGUUUGGUCCUCUGA
This is a messenger RNA of Striga asiatica, 738 nucleotides long. The record is from the annotation of a GenBank genome assembly. Lineage: Eukaryota; Viridiplantae; Streptophyta; Magnoliopsida; Lamiales; Orobanchaceae.